Micropterus salmoides (largemouth bass) is the source of this 4506-nucleotide messenger RNA. RefSeq names its product pbx/knotted 1 homeobox 1.1 (gene pknox1.1). The transcript has 10 exons. Lineage: Eukaryota; Metazoa; Chordata; Actinopteri; Centrarchiformes; Centrarchidae. Gene Ontology annotation, biological process: angiogenesis; regulation of transcription by RNA polymerase II. The record is from RefSeq and is a predicted model, not a curated record. Gene Ontology annotation, molecular function: RNA polymerase II cis-regulatory region sequence-specific DNA binding; DNA-binding transcription factor activity, RNA polymerase II-specific. Bases 1400 to 2758 code for a protein of 452 amino acids.
GGGGGCAGAGGAGGAUUGUGGAAAGGCUAAGGGCGAGAGCUAGAAACGAGGCCCGACAGUUGUAACGUUAGCGCGGAGGGGAGGGGAAGGAGAGGGCAGCUGUCCCCGCUUGAUUGAUUGACUGAUGUGGGACGGAUUUUAAGGAUCAACCGGGCUAGCCUGGUGUGCAUCCAGUGCGUCUUAAUAUCAUUGCAGUCGAAUUACUCUAACGUUACACAGCUGAAAAGAAAUGCAUAUGCAUUAAAUUUAAAAAAACGCUAAAGCGAUCGAAGCUGUCUUGGUGUUUGGCCAAACGGAUGGCUUUGUAUCAGUCCGCAGCUAACGUUUGGUGUCUCUUUUUUUUUUUUUUUCACCUGGCUAGCUAUGCUAGCUUGUUUUUUGGCAGUUAUUCCCUUGCUAAAUAUGGCGCUUUGCAUUUUGGCUGCAUCAUACCAGCAUAAGAAACAAUUUUAAGUAAACAGUUAGCUGCCUCGCUAACGUUCGCUGUGGCUCGGCAAGACGGUUUGUCUUUCGGGUUAACCCCAGAUUGGGCUCAGGAGCUAACGAACGUUACAGGCUAGCUAAAUAUUGUGGGAAAACAAAGCUUAGCUACUCCAGCCGAGCUGCUUUGUUGGCGAAUAACACUAACGGCAUUUCACUUAGUUAACGUUAGAGGAUAGUUGGCUGACGUUAUGCCAAGGUCUUUCUUAAACUUUUAUUUCCCCUUACUGCCACUAACAGUGUGAGCAGCUAAUUCGUGGCUGAAAGCUAAGGGCAUCGUGGUGGGUGUGUUAACAGCAGUUACAGGGUAACGUUCACAUAAACUCGCUCUUAUCAUAACAACAACGCACCUCAGGGUCGGUAACGUUCCAUCAGUCUCAGUUUUUGGAGUGACGUGAACAUAAAUAUGUUGACAAGAUAUAUUAUCGCAAUAAAUUAGUUAACUUACCCUUCAUAUAACGUUACUGUUUUUUCUGAGGGUGCCUCGAUUUCGUUCUUUUGCCCAGACGUGUGUGCAUAUACUAGCACAGAACAUUUAGCAUUUGAGUAUUUCAUGAUAUUUUUACUUUUCUUUUUAUUACUGCUGUUGUCAUACAAGCCCAUGUUCAUUUUUGUCUUAUGUUUGAGUAAAUAUUUGAUUCUAAGUGUUUAUUAAUGCUAAGGCUACUUAACAUGACUUCUUUGUAGUAUGAAAAUAAGCUUGUUCAUUCUACCUUAAUCACACCAGCCCCUACACUGUUAAUAUUUCAAUAAUCUUUCAUUCUGACAUCAUGACAGUUAUUUUAUUAAAAGAGUUUGUACCUACCCUAUGGGCAUCUCUUACAGGUAGUCUAACUGAAUCUAUGUGUAUUGUGUAGGUUGGCUACCUGUCUCUACUUUCUAUAAUGCCCCAGUGUUUGCAGCAUCUGCAGUGAACGUGAUGGCAGCCCAGUCGCUUUCCAUAGACAAGUACCCAAAGGGGGAGCAGCAGAUGCACAGUGUGGUAAAGGUAGACAGCGAUUCGGAGCAGAAGUUUAUUGACGAGACGUUGGCAGAGGCGCCCAGCCCAGCACCCACAGAGCCGCAGACACCCAUGGACGCAGACAAAGCUUCCAUAUAUCGCCAUCCCCUGUUCCCUCUCUUGGCCCUGCUGUUUGAGAAGUGUGAACAGUCCACGCUUAGCUCUGAUUGCAUCACCUCUGCAAGCUUUGACGUGGACAUUGAGAACUUUGUGCGCAAUCAGGAAAAGGAGGGCAAACCCUUCUUCAGCGAGGACCCUGAACUUGACAACUUGAUGGUGAAAGCCAUCCAGGUGCUGCGGAUCCACCUGCUGGAGUUGGAGAAGGUGAGUGACCUGUGUAAGGACUUCUGCAGCCGCUACAUUGCCUGCCUCAAGACCAAGAUGAACAGCGAGACUCUGCUGAGUGGAGAGCCGGGAAGCCCGUACUCCCCCAUACAAGGCCAGGCCCAGAGCUUCUCACCCACCAAGACUCAGACCCCCAGCUCUAUCUCGGGUACCAUCAGUCCCCAAGGUCAAAUCAUGGUGCCGGCAUCAGCACUGCAGCAAGGGAAUGUUACUGUGACAGCCGUCAACCCCACCCAGGUGGUUGCAGGUAUGUCACCAUGGCAUACAUCCCCUCCCUCAGGUGGCACAGUGUACCAGCCUGUUACAGUCGUCACUCCUCAGGGCCAGGUGGUAACACAGGCUCUUUCUCCUGGGACAAUACGCGUCCAAAACAAUCAGCUCCAGCUGCAAUUCCACCAGGACCUGAACCUCUUUAAUCACGAUGACAACUCAACCAAGAACAAACGUGGCGUCUUACCCAAACACGCCACCAAUGUCAUGCGGUCGUGGCUCUUUCAACACAUUGGGCACCCAUAUCCAACAGAGGAUGAAAAGAAACAGAUUGCCACUCAGACAAACUUGACACUGCUGCAGGUCAACAACUGGUUUAUAAAUGCACGGAGGCGGAUCCUACAGCCUAUGUUGGACGCCAGCUCCUCUGAGACACCAAAAGCCAAGAAGAAGACCCCUCAAAACCGACCGCUGCAGCGCUUCUGGCCGGACUCCAUUGCUGCCGGGGGAGGCACUCACCAGCAGGUUACCAUGCCAGACGGUACAAUGGUGACGAUGAAUGUGGAGGGUCUGCAGAGCCUGACGUCAGAUGGCGCCACGCUGGCAGUACAGCAAGUGAUGCUGGGAGGCCACAGUGAAGACGAGUCAGGGGACAGCGGAGACGAGGACGAUGACGCAGACAUGGCUGGGCUGGGCCUGGACAACAGCGACUCAUUGCAGUAGAGGACUCUACCCCUCACUCUCUGAUUUACACAUACACACAAGAUAUGUGUAAAUAGGUCUACAGAAUACAUGUGUGUUCUCAAACACACAGGGAGUCGCAGUACGUACACACACACGCACACACACACACACACACACACACACACACAUUAGGUUUACAUAGAGCACAAAGCUACAGGACAUAACGGAACAGUCCUGCACUCUUCCAUCCCUCCACCCUGCUGAACGGCCGUUUAUGCUGCGUGUGUGUACAUCAGGAGUUUCAUUUCAGAAACUGUUUUUUAAUAAUUUAGUUGAUGUAUGCGAGUGCACUUUUUUGUAUAUUUAAGCUCAAAAAGAUUAAAUCAAACAAACAGAAGAAAAAAAGAAGUGUUAAAAACACUGAAGCAAGUUUGUGUGCUCCGUUAAUAAAUGUUGACUGAGUUCUGAUUUUUUUUUCUUAGCCCCUUUUCCCUGUCCUUAGCUGAAUUCUCAUUUUGGAUGCCAACACUUUAAAUUUGUAUCUGUAAGGGUUUGUCUUCACUUUUUGCAUGCUUGUGUUUUGAGUAGGUGUACGCACUCUUAUGACUGACUCCAUGGCGCUCUCUCAGAGGCCUCUGCAGGCCGAGCAGAUCUUAAGUGGAGAGAUCGGGGGGGGGAGAUGCUUAUUUUUAUAUACAAACAUAUAAAAUGAGUGUUUUUUGUUUCAUUUUUGUGUUCUCCUGUUUUGUAAGGAAUAUUUAUGUACAGAUUCAUAAUUAAAGCUAGUGACCCUGUUUUCCAGGGUUCCUAGAAGUUUUCUAAAAAACAGAAAAGGAAUUGAAUGCUGGUGAAAAUUUCUAUUUAAAUUGGUUUUAAACUUACAAUACUAAAAAGGCCUUACCUGUGUUCUUUUCUAAAGAAUUCUUGCCAAGAAGCACAAAACGAAAGUCUGACCCUCUGUGAAAUUGGUCAAAAAGACACUAAACUGCAGAACCCUUGCGCGGUUCUGUAAAGCAUCGGUAAUAAUUUUACUUUGUGCACUGCAACAUCCCAGUUACCUGAAGAGUUGAAGAGAUCAUACACAGUAACUUGACUGCAGUGCUCAGAUUUUUUUAAAUACAGCUCCAGUUUAACUCUCAUUGUGUAUACCAUAUAUUACGUCUUUUAAUCAUUUUACAGUAGUAGCGUAGGCGUCACUUUCUGAAAUGCACAAUCCAGAACACUAUGCUAAUCACACAAUCAAAAGGGUCCGAGGUGGACACCCCUGGAAGGGCAGUAUCCACAGUGAGAUAUGAAAUCCACCAUCAACAACUUUUUGCACGCAUUAAACUUUUAUUUAUGUACAUGUACAUGCUACUGCGUUGAAAACAAAGAGCAGUUAGAAGGUUGGACUCCUUUGUUCAUUGCCUGCCUGAAGGACUGGGACUAAGAGCUGCAGCCUCUGUUGGUCCCCUUGCCACUACACAUGUAGUGAAAUAUGUUAAAUCUCUUUAUCAAUAUAUUGAUAUUACUGCACAAUUUGGGGUGCCUCUUGUUUGAAUAUCUCUAUUGUACUGUACAGCAGUUGUCAGUAGUUGCAGUAAUCUGGUUUGUAUCCCUCUUGUAAAGUUGAGACUUGAAAUGAUUCAUUUCAUGCAGCCUGAUGGUGUAAUGACUCUGGGUGGGCCCUCGCUGAGCUCUCGGUUCCUCACUUGCAUCUGUCUUGCUUUUUAUGAAGCGUUGUUCACUUUUCUCUUGUCUGUUUGCCUUAGAGCUUUCUAUUUUGGAAUAAACAACGCCUAACUCUA